Portunus trituberculatus (swimming crab) is the source of this 4722-nucleotide messenger RNA. RefSeq names its product TBC1 domain family member 15-like (gene Tbc1d15-17). NCBI's taxonomy places the organism in Eukaryota, Metazoa, Arthropoda, Malacostraca, Decapoda, Portunidae. Gene Ontology annotation, molecular function: GTPase activator activity. Bases 121 to 2286 code for a protein of 721 amino acids. Gene Ontology annotation, biological process: activation of GTPase activity. The transcript is spliced from 14 exons. The record is from RefSeq and is a predicted model, not a curated record.
AUGAUGCAGCGAUGUCAAUAGGAAUAAUAUGAUGGGAUAGACACAUGGCACGUUUAUGAACAUUCUGCAGAAGUCGCCUAGACAGGGUUGAAAAAGGAUCAGUGAAAUUUAGUUACUAUCAUGUGCCUUAUUAUUAGGAGAGGACACCACGACAAAUGGGUCUGGAGAGUACAGUAUCAAGCACCCAAUUCCCUGGCUGUUCUUCCUCUUCCUACCGAUCAUUUGUAUCUACUGGUGUACGAGCAGGAUGAGGUGUACACUAUUCCCACCUCAUCAGACGAACUCAAGGUUGGGGGUCGACUACGGAUCAUAGAAAAGCCUCAUGGGGUAGUUUUGGAGUGGCGGUGCACAGAUGAUGAGGCUUCAACUGACAGUGAUUGGGCAGUGAUCAACUCUGCUGCAGUCACCUUCACACACCAUAAUAUAUCAGAUUCUGUUGAAAUUUCCACACCAAGGCGAAAUGUGCGUCCGAUUUCCAUAGAACUCAUUGACCUUCGGAGUUACCGGUUAGGGCAGGAUGGAUCGCUGGUGUUGAUUCAGCGGGAUGGAACCACUCACCCAGCAUUGGCUUUCCACUCUGGUUCAGUCCUGUGCUUUGUGGAGGUGUUACUCAGAUAUGUGGCUGUGAAAAAGUCUGAGAAAGACUGCAACUUGUAUUUGGUAAGUGACAAGAAGCAGGCAGCCCAGGAUGAAGAGCUGCUAGCCAUGAACCUUGUGCCGUCACGCCAAGGCCCGAGUGCAGCACGGGGAGCACACAGUUUUCCCACCACACACCAGCGGGUUUGGGGCUUCUUCAACAACUUCAAGCGUGACCCUUACACAACCACUGCUGGUGCUCUUUCUAAGUUCUACGAUGCUGUCUUGUAUACUGGAGUGGAGGAUUAUGUGAGAGACGCAGAGAGCAGAGAAGAUGAUGUAGCAGAAAUCUUUCACAGUCUUAAUGGCUUUGAAGAUCUUGAACCUGGGUAUGAGCUGUUGACCAAAAAGAGGUUCCUGAAUGAGAGGCCUGAGGUGGAACGGCUUUCCCCAAUGACUCAUGGUGAGUUCCAGGAGUAUGUAGACGAUGAUGGCAGAGUGCUAGAAGUGGACCAAAUGAAGCAGCGCAUCUUUAGAGGGGGAAUUCAUCCCAAUCUGAGGCGAGAGCUGUGGUGUUAUCUCUUGGGGCACUAUGUGUGGAACCAGACGUACGCCCAACGAGAAGAAAGGAAGCGGGAGCGGGAGAAUCUGUACUACAUUAUGAAGCAACAGUGGAAGACUAUCACUGAGGACCAGGAAAGUCGUUUUGGUGGCUUCAGAGACCGGAGAAGCCUCAUAGAAAAAGAUGUCAAUCGCACUGACCGCAACCAUCCAUUCUUCGAGGGUGAACACAACCCCAAUGUGACACUCCUACAUGACAUUCUCAUGACCUUUGUGAUGUACAACUUUGAUCUGGGAUAUGUGCAAGGGAUGAGUGAUCUUCUGGCCCCAAUCCUGUAUGUGACACAAGAUGAGGCCACAGCAUUUUGGUGCUUUGUUGGCUACAUGGACAUGGUGUACCGGAACUUUGACAUGGACCAGUCAGGGAUGAAGCAGCAAUUAAAGGACAUGCACCAGAUUGUCAGGCUAGUUGACCCAGAACUCAUGUCUUACCUGGAGGCACGGGACUCUGCCAACUUUUAUUUCUGCUUCCGCUGGCUCCUUGUUCGCUUCAAAAGGGAACUCAGCUAUGCUAACACACUCAGGUUAUGGGAGGUGCUGUGGACAGGUCAUCCCUGUCCCAACUUCCACCUACUUGUAGCUGUGGCUCUCCUGGAUACAGAGAAGGACACCAUCAUGGAGAACAAGUUUGGUUUCACAGAGAUCCUCAAGCACAUCAAUGACAUUUCCCUUCGCAUUGACAUUGAUGGCACUCUGAAGAAGGCUGAGGCAAUAUAUCUUCAAGUCCGGUCUUCACCUUGUGUGCCAGACUCAGUAAGGACAGUACUCAACCUUCCACCACAGGAACCUCAGCCUUCUCCCCCAUGGCCUCCCCAGAAUGAUGGUGGUGGAAUUACUGGUGGUGAUGGUGGAAGUAAGCCAGCCAGUAGCAAUGAAGAUGCAUCAGACACUGAUGGGGAUGUAGUGGAAGCCCUGAGCAGUCUGGGAAUUGUUGGUGUGGUAAGCAACAUGAUUGGCUCAGCUGUGCGGCACCUCAGUGGAGAUGAUGACAUGAUAGAUGCACAUCUAGAGGUUCCCCAACAAGAACGGCAACAAGAAGAGGAGAGGGAAGACUGCUUUGAAACAGCCCUCAGUCACCAAUUUGUAUAGUACUUAAGACUCCAGGUAACAUCAGUUCAGAAAUGAUGCAUUCUUUGUACAGAUAGAUAAUGAAUUAAUUAUUCCAGUUUAUAAUGAAACUUUUGUACAGGAUAUUGUAGUUUAUAUUACACUUUGUUCAGGUGCAUGGUGACCUGUCCUGUUGUGGUGAGGAGAGAUCAGUGUUACCAUCACCAUCAGUCAUAUUUUUUUAGUGUAAGAAAGAAGAGGUUUGAAACUCAAGGAUAUAAACUUUUAUGUAUUUUUUAUUGCAUCUUGAAAAUAAGUGUUCAUUUUGCAAAGUUCUUCCUGAUAUUAUUAUUAUUUCAGGCCAGGCAAUUAGUUCUGUUUUUGUACAACUAGAAAAACUGAGCCACUGACUAAACAUAUUACCAGUUGCUCAAAAAUAUUUUAUUUGUUGUCAAUAUCAGAUUAUAUUAGAACGCUUUGAUCUAAGAAUAUAUUUUGAAUGAUUUUAUUCUAAUGAAUUGCAUGAUGUAAGUGGAGUAGUGGACAUUUGCAAGACUAAGAGAGGGAAUGCCAUAUUGUGUCCUUUUUGGUGAAGCCACAGAGGCAUGGGUGCUCUAUUGACCUGCUUUAUUGUGCCACAUGUUAAAAGACUCUCCAAAAAACCUUUCUUAAGAAUAUGUUUGCAAUAUAAUUUAAUUGCAGCUUUGAUUUUUUUUUUUUCUAGAUGAUAUUGAACAAAGUAAUAGUUUCACUACAAGCUGCUAAACUUUAAUAGUGGCAUAUUUAUACUUGUCAGCACAUUGACAACAGAAGAUUGGCAUAUGAAAGUAAACUGUAAGGUUUAUACAUAUAGUACUGUAAUCUGAAGUAUUUGUUAAGAUGACAUAUUUACAGAUAGCACUAUAAAACUAUAUUUUUAUCAAAUAGCAUAUUAUACAUUCACUCUUGCUCAUGGAACAAAUUAAUUAGUGUAUUUUGGAGAUACCUCUGAGAGGGAAAUUAUUAGAUAUUUGAGUUUAAUAUUGACCUUCAUUUCACAUUCUUUUACUGACAUCAGAAUUUGACUAUCCCGUCCACUUGCAGAAUAAGGUGGAUGAAUCCUGGCAUACUCUGCUAUGGGUGAGGGGAAGGGACUUGAGACCAUAAUGUUGUCAGUUGCUCAAGAUUGCCUUUACAUUUUAAUCCUGUAAGGAUGCACAUUUGCUGCAAGAUCCCAAAUACACUAACUGAAUGUUGUUGGUAGAUAAAACUUGAGUGAAUGUAAAAGUUUAAUAUAUAUAUUAUUUUAUAUUUUGUACAUUUCUGUGAUACAUUAUUGGGGAAAGUGAUGAUUUUAUUUUAUUGGUAUUAUGGCAGUGUUGAUCAGCAUGUACCAUAGGUGGGUGUUAUCACAAUGAAUUAUCAUGAUAACGAUAUCAGAUUAUCAGUUUUCAGAUUAAAGAUAUCAGAUUAUCAGUUUUCAGAUAAAUAUUUUUCCUAUGUUAUUGAUUCAUCAGUAUUGCCAACACUUUUGAUUCCAAACUAGCGAUUAUCAAUAAUUUUAGUUUUUGUAACAUGAGCAUGUUGAAGAUUUUAACUUUUGAACAGUACUUAUCAUCAGCGAGGAGAGAAUAAAUAUUGAAUUGGAAGUUUUUUCAAUUUUUGUUUUCUAAGAUAAAGAUAAAUAUAAAGACUUGGGCUUCUCUAUUUUUUUCAUUUAUAAUAACAAUAUUGUUUUCACAAUUACCAAACUUGUGAAUUUAUCACAUUGGGUGGUAAAUUAAUUGCCAGUUAUUGAUUAUCAUUUAUCACAAGGUUAUUAUUAUCGAUUUAUCAGUUAUCUUGAUAUUUUUUUUUUGUUAUUGCACCCAGUUAUGGCAAAUACAAUGGUGUCAGUGUAUCAAGACUAACCCAUUCACUGUUAGGUGGAUAGAGAAGUCCCAUUGCAACAUUGUCACAAACCCUGUGAUGCAAGUCAUGAGAUUAGAGAAUCUCAAUGAACUAUGACCACAAGUAAGGCAUGGGAUGUGUGGGGGCUGCAACACAACCUGCAGUGACAAAGGUAAUGCCUGAUAAUAAUGACAUGGUAGGAAAUUCAAGCAUAAGAAUUCCUUAAAGUUACAUACUUUGUUUUCUUUGGAUAGCCAAUAACUUUUAUAUCAUUAUUUCUGUAGAUAUUAGAUUCCUUCUUAUCUAUUUAUAACAAACAUUGAGUGGAUUUUUAAAAUUGAGAGCAUUUCAGCUAGUGAAGUUACAGCAUUUGAACUUACAAAUUUCUUGCUUAUUUAUCCUAUUAAACUUUGUCUUAAUUUUAGAGUAUGAUUUAAAGAAAUUGUGGAAUACCACAAAGUUAAUGUUCUGUGUACUAAUUCAUAGAUUUAUUUUUUCCACAUUUGUCACUUAACUAAUACCAAAAAAUCCACCAUUCAUGAACACAUUAUAAAGGAUCUGAGAAGACAUGAAUUGAGAAAAUAAAUUACAAUUUGUAGAUUAUUGGCA